Callorhinchus milii (elephant shark) is the source of this 3797-nucleotide messenger RNA. RefSeq names its product exportin, tRNA (nuclear export receptor for tRNAs) (gene xpot). Gene Ontology annotation, biological process: tRNA re-export from nucleus. Gene Ontology annotation, cellular component: nuclear matrix; nuclear pore; cytoplasm. The coding region runs from base 373 to 3270 and encodes 965 amino acids. The transcript has 25 exons. Gene Ontology annotation, molecular function: small GTPase binding; tRNA binding. The record is from RefSeq and is a predicted model, not a curated record. NCBI's taxonomy places the organism in Eukaryota, Metazoa, Chordata, Chondrichthyes, Chimaeriformes, Callorhinchidae.
ACUCCCUCUGCUCAGCGGGUUCUGUAACUGGGGAAUGAGGAGGAGUGGUGCUGGGUCACCGAGGGCCAGUCACUGGGGAGUGAGGGCCGGUCAUGGGGAGUGAGGGCCAGUCACUGGGGAGUGAGGGACAGUCACUGGGGAUUGAGACUGGUCACUGGGGAGUGAGGUUGGGAUAAGGAUCAGUUCCGGGUUAUGACCCGGUGUCACCUCCUCUUCCUCCCGGGGUCGGUUUCCGGUUGAGCAGCGCGCACACACACACGCGCGCUGGCGAGGCGGCCCCGGGCUGUGAGGAGCGCCCGGUGCCGGAAGAUGCAUAGAGUCUCUAAGCGAAAAGAGAGUAAACCUACUGUAAAGAAUAGGUAAUCGUUAGCAAUGGAUGAGCAAGCUCUUCUGGGGUUGGACCCAAAUGCAGAUGCCAACUUCAGGCAGAGGGCUGUAGCAUAUUUUGAACAGCUGAAGGUUUCCCAGGAUGCGUGGCAGGUGUGUGCAGAGGCUUUGGCACAGGGGAUUUACAGUGAUGAUCAUGUCAAGUUCUUCUGUUUUCAAGUACUGGAACAUCAAAUUAAAUUCAGGUAUUCUGUUCUGACAGGAGCACAACAACAAAUGAUUAGGCAAACUAUAAUGACCUGGCUUCACGCUCAGAUGGUGAGUCCAGGCCCAGAGAAGACUUUUAUUCGCAACAAAGCUGCUCAAGUUUUCGCUAUCCUUUUCAUAACGGAGUAUCUUACUAAAUGGCCCAAGUUCUUCUUUGAUAUUCUAUCAGUAGUUGGCCUUAAUCCUCGAGGAGUCGAUCUCUAUCUACGAGUUCUUAUGGCCAUCGAUGCAGAAGUAGUAGAUCGCGACAUUGUUCAUACAGCAGAGGUAAACGUGGAGAGUAGGCGAAAUACCUUAAUAAAGGACACAAUGAGAGAACAAUGUAUACCUGAUUUGGUGGAAUCUUGGUACCACAUCCUGCAGACCUAUCAACAAACAAACUCUGAACUAACGUGCCAGUGCCUUGAGGUUGUAGGAGCUUUUGUCUCCUGGAUUGAUUUGAAUCUGAUUGCAAAUGACAGGUUUGUAAAUAUGCUGCUCAGUCAUAUGUCAGUGGAAGUCCUCCGUGAGGAAGCUUGUGAUUGUCUAUUUGAAAUCGUAAACAAAGGCAUGGAUCCUGUGGAUAAGACAAAACUUGUAGAAUCCCUUUGUCAGGUGUUACUGGCUUCUGGCUUCUUCAACACUGAGCAGGAAGAAGAUGUUGAUUUUCUGGCUAGGUUUUCCAAACUGGUGAAUGGGAUGGGCCAGUCUUUGAUAGCCAGUUGGAAUAAAUUGGUGAAAGCAGGGGAUGUAAAGAACAGCCAGGUGACACUUCUCGCUGUGGAAGCUAAAGUGCCUCUCAUGCUUAAACUGCUUAUGCAUGAAGAUGAUGAUAUCUCCUCCAAUAUAAUUGGUUUAUGCUAUGACUAUCUUCAUACACUCAAACAACUUCCUGCCUUGACAGAACAACAGAAGAGCAAUGUUGAGGCAAUUAUGCUUGCGGUUAUAAAGAAGCUGACUUACGAUGAAGAAUAUAAUUUUGAAAAUGAGGGUGAAGAUGAAGCCAUGUUCCUUGAAUAUAGAAAACAGUUAAAGUUGUUGUUGGAUAGAUUGGCUCAAGUUUCACCCGAGUUGCUUUUAGCUGCUGUCCGAAGGGUUUUCAACACUACACUGCAGAACUGGCAGAAUGUUUCGUUCAUGGAAGUGGAAGUGGCUCUCAGGUUGCUGUUCAUGCUGGGAGAGGCUAUCCCAGCUUCCCACGGGGCACACUUUUCUGGAGAUACUGCAAAAGCCAGCGUCUUGCAGGAGAUGAUGCAAAUAUUGGUGACAUCUGGCGUUAGUCAAUACCAGCAUACAUCAGUCGCAUUGGAGUUUUUUGAGACAGUGGUUCGUUAUGAGAAGUUCUUUUCAGUAGAGCCACAGCACAUUCCUACCGUUCUGAUGGCAUUUCUAGAUCACAGAGGCUUGCGAAACAACAGUCCAAAAGUACGUAGUAGGACAGCAUAUCUCUUCUCCAGAUUCAUUAAAUCUCUCAGCAAGCAUAUGAAUCCCUACAUAGAAGAUAUUCUGAACAGAAUACAAGAUCUGCUGGUUCUUUCCCCUUCUGAGAACGGUUUCCAGACCCUGUUGACAAGUGAUGAUCAACUGUUUAUUUAUGAAACAGCAGGAGUACUGAUUGUGAAUAGCGAUUACCCAGCAGAGAGGAAAUUAGCUUUAAUGAAGAACUUGUUGGCACCACUAAUGGAGAAAUUUAAAAUUCUUUUAGAGAAACUUAUUUCAGAACAGGAUGAGGAACGACAGACUGCAUUGGCAGAUUGCUUAAACCAUGCUGUGGGCUUUGCAAGUCGUACCAGUAAGGCCUUCAGUAACAAGCAGACUGUGAAACAAUGUAGAUGUUCAGAAGUGUAUCGGGACUGUCUGCAAACAUUCCUACCGGCUCUCAGUUGCCCUUUACAAAAGGAGAUGCUACGAAGUGGAGUCCGUACUUUCCUUCAUCGAAUGAUUAUUUGCUUAGAAGAAGAAGUUCUUCCAUUCAUUCCUACUGCUUCAGAACACAUGCUUAAGGACUGUGAAGCAAAGGACCUUCAGGAAUUUAUUCCACUUAUCAAUCAGAUUACAGCAAAGUUUAAGAUACAGAUUUCUCCAUUUUUGCAACAAGUAUUUAUGCCCUUGGUGCGAGCUAUAUUUGAAGUAUUAUCACGCCCUGCAGAAGAGAAUGACCAAACCGCUGCGCUUGAAAAGCAGAUGCUGCGAAGGAGCUAUUUUGCUUUUUUGCAGACUGUUGCCGGUAGUGGAAUGAGCGAAAUCAUUGCUAAUCAGGGUGUACAGAAUGUAGAACAUGUCCUGUUUACAGUUAUUCAAGGAGCAGUUGAAUUUCCUGAUCCUAUAGCACAAAAAACUUGCUUCAUUAUACUAUCAAAGUUAGUCGAACUUUGGGGAGGUAAAGAUGGCCUCUUAGGGUUUGAAGACUUCAUCUAUAAACACAUCGUCCCAGCCUGCUUCCUUGCACCACUCAAACCAACCUUUGAUUUAGCUGAUGCUCAAACUAUUUUGGCUCUAUCAGAGUGUGCAAUAACAUUGAAAACUAUUCAUCUCAAAAGGGGUCCUGAAUUCAUUCAGUAUCUUCAGCAAGAAUACCUGUUGUCACUGCAGGUUGCCCCAGAAAUAAUUCAGGAAUUUUGCCAAGCACUUCAACAGCCAGAUUCAAAAGUUUUUAAAAAUUAUCUAAAGGUAUUCUUUCAGCGAGCAAAGCCUUGAUAUUGAAUCUGAAAAAUACCACGUCUUAACAUCUCAAGAAUCAAUUUCAUUUCAUUUACCCAUAUGGCUGAAAUUGGUUAUUAGUAAGGUUUGAAAACCAUGUACAUUACCCCAAAAUGCUUUCUGUGCUUGUGUAGGUUCCAUAUCUAGCUCCUCAUUUUAUUUAAAUUACAUUAAUUGAUUUGUUACCAAUGACUAUAUUUUGUCCUAUUGGAUUGUUUAAUGAGGUAUCGGUGCUAAUGCCUAAACACUGUUAACCUAUACAAACACAAUCUGAAUAUGUGCUGUUACGAGUGCAGCAGUGAAAUUCCAUGCUAGUCUUAUUAGUCUUUUUUAAAAAAGAAAAUGUAUUAAAAUGAGAAGAAUUCAUUGUAAAAUAUGGAACUUGUUUUUGAUAGUGGUUGGCCAUCACAUUAUUUGUAAAUUUCUAUGGCUUGAUGAGCAAACAUGUUCUAGAGAUAUAAUGAAUUAAAGAUGAAUUUCAGGCUUGGGCAUAUAACAAACUCAAAAUAAAUUUGUCGAAUAUA